UUUCCGAAAUCACAAAAGAGUUCCUCUACCGGAAAAUGACGACAGUGGGAGAAGAAAUCCAUUCGGCUGGGAUAACGGCUGUUUCUCGGAGACUGCAGAAGUAUCUGAAGAAACUUGUGGCAGCACUCCCAAGACUGGAGAAGAGUGAGAAAGAAAUGGUGCUGGAAGUGACCUCUCUGGCCAACCUCCUUGAACAGCGCGACUGUGUCCUGGGCUCCGAGAGUGGACGUCUCGGUCUACUAUCCGAGUUUCCUGACCUGAGGUCACGCCUGGUGGUCAAGCUGUCCCAGGAGAUAGACGGCAAAGUGCUGUCCUUAGGAGAACACUGUGACUACCUACAAGAAUUACACGCCGUCGCUCUCAAAGGUCGCGAGGAGGUCGCCGUUCUGUGUCACCAGUACCAACAACACCUUGACCCCACUUCGUUACGACAGGGCGAGGCGACCACACCUCCUCUGUCUGUGAUGUUGGGUUGGAUGGUGGAGAUGGAGGUACAGCUGAGAGAACAAUAUGCUAGCAGACAACAGUACCUGGCAAGUCUGGCUGAUGGAGCCGGCCCGGUGACCUCGGAGAAUCUCCCGGCUCUGUGGGGGGAAGGCUUUGACCAGUUGUUGACUCUCUUACAAGACUGUCGAGAACAGGGCAAGUUUUUCCUGGCCGAGAAGUGACGAAUGUCGUGUCAUGCUGGAGACUUGACGACUUGAUGGAAAGGUCAGGAGGUCAUGGAGAGUACUGGUGUGUCGACCAGGCAAUACCUCACUGUGUGACUCACUCACACAGUACCGGCAUUUGUGGUCACAAGGUUAGACACUUCGGUGUGGCAGGCAGGAGACCCAAGAUCAAUUAAUUUCUGAGUGGGGAGAAAUUUUUAUCGAAUAUCUUCGUCUUUUUGCUUGGAUGUGGUAUCCUUGUCAGCCCAGUUUGGCCCUGACAGGGGAAGAAAGCCCACCACCUUCAUGAUCAAAAUUUUAAGAGGGAAAAAAUUAUCUCACUCAUACAGUGCUGGUGUGUUGACGAGACGAUAGCCUCCCUCAUUAUGUGUGUGCGAGUGGCUUUUUUGUGUUUUUGUGUGUGUGUGUGUGUUGCCUGCCUCUGUGUGAGUGUGAGUAUAUUUUUUGUGUGUGUAUGCAUGCACAUAUUAUGAGACGAUAUUGUUGGUUGACAUACAUGCUGUGUCUGAAAGAUAUUGUUUUUGGUUGAAUAAAUCUGUCCUAAACAGACAAAAGGGCACAAGUGUAA
Aplysia californica (California sea hare) is the source of this 1239-nucleotide messenger RNA. RefSeq lists its product as uncharacterized. The coding region runs from base 36 to 668 and encodes 210 amino acids. Gene Ontology annotation, cellular component: cytoplasm; nucleus. The record is from RefSeq and is a predicted model, not a curated record. The transcript is spliced from 6 exons. NCBI's taxonomy places the organism in Eukaryota, Metazoa, Mollusca, Gastropoda, Aplysiida, Aplysiidae.